This is a messenger RNA of Brachypodium distachyon (stiff brome), 961 nucleotides long. RefSeq names its product ubiquitin-conjugating enzyme E2 2. The record is from RefSeq and is a predicted model, not a curated record. Lineage: Eukaryota; Viridiplantae; Streptophyta; Magnoliopsida; Poales; Poaceae. The transcript is spliced from 5 exons. Bases 275 to 733 code for a protein of 152 amino acids.
CCGCGGCGAGUGUUUAUACCCUUCCCCUUUCGCACCAGCCUCCUCCUACUCCCACCCGCCCCCCGCCUCUCUCUUUCUCCAUCGCUUCCGAAGCUUCUCUCCUCCGGUACCGGAAGUCUCAGAGAACGUCCCCCAGCGAGGGGAGGGGAGGAGAGGAGAGGGGACGCGCGCAGGCGAGCGAGCGAGCCAGCCAGCCAGCGCGCUUGCCGGGACUGGGAGCCGGAGAUCAGGCCCAGGGAGGGCUAGGGUUUGGCGGCCGCGGGUGUCGAGAGAGAUGUCGACGCCGGCGAGGAAGCGGCUGAUGCGGGACUUCAAGCGGCUGCAGCACGACCCGCCCGCCGGCAUCAGCGGCGCGCCGCAGGACAACAACAUAACGCUCUGGAACGCCGUCAUAUUCGGGCCGGAUGACACGCCGUGGGAUGGAGGUACGUUCAAGCUGACCAUGCAAUUUACAGAAGAUUAUCCCAACAAGCCACCAACUGUUCGAUUUGUCUCAAGGAUGUUUCACCCAAAUAUUUAUGCAGAUGGAAGCAUCUGCUUGGAUAUCUUACAGAAUCAGUGGAGCCCUAUAUAUGAUGUUGCAGCAAUAUUGACAUCUAUUCAGUCCCUGCUCUGCGAUCCGAAUCCAAAUUCUCCUGCAAACUCUGAAGCGGCCAGGAUGUACAGUGAGAACAAGCGCGAGUACAACCGCAAAGUUCGUGAGAUCGUUGAGCAAAGCUGGACGGCCGACUAACGUUGCCACAUUCUGCAAUAAGCAACGCCAAAACAUCACAUCUCUGGCUUUGUCAUUCUGUACUAGCCACUAAAACAUUGAAAUCCUCAGUGGCUGUUCUGUUCUAUGCUUGACCUCUGCUUCUCCUGCUCGUUUUCCUAAUGUAGUGUGUGACCUGUUUGAUGAAUUAAAUAUAUGGAUGUUUGUGUAAAGAUCAUAUACUUUAGCCAAGACGUGGUUGCUAGGAAA